This is a messenger RNA of Colletotrichum acutatum, 1381 nucleotides long. RefSeq lists its product as uncharacterized. The record is from RefSeq and is a predicted model, not a curated record. The coding region runs from base 141 to 1070 and encodes 309 amino acids. Lineage: Eukaryota; Fungi; Ascomycota; Sordariomycetes; Glomerellales; Glomerellaceae. The transcript is spliced from 4 exons.
AGCUACCGCCUACGAGCACCCGGUUACGACCUCAUCUCAGUCCGAACAUCGACACAUCUAACAUCGUCGACGGCUUCCGCUAUCGACCUCAUCGACACCUCCUCGCUUCAUCCCAGAUACCGACAUCGAUUCUAGCAGCCAUGGCGCAAGCACCGCGUCCUACCUUCAUCAACCUCCCUCCUCCCACCUCUAACCCAGAUACUCCAUCUGAGAUGCCCGGCACUCCCACGAGCGCCACGACCUCCCUCUCUGCCCUCUCUACCACCGCUAUUAAAGAUGGCCACCGAGGCCACUUUCCCCAGGGUCCCGCCGGUGUCCGCGGCCACGCCCACCACCCCUCUACAACAAGCCUCGAAGCAGAGCGUGCCGACAGAAUCUCCCGUCUCGCCGGAUUAGAGCGAGUCUCGACUCUGCGCGCCCCGCCGCACCAGCAGAAUGCCGGUUCCUCAAUCUCUCCCCAGACGACCCCCACCUCCACCGGCUUCCCUGCCAACUACCCGCCCAAUACGCACCUCACGCCCGCGUACUUUGACGCCCAUGGCCAGCCCACCGCUGUUACUAAGAUGAGCACGGUCGGUACCGCCAGCGCGACCGAGAGCUAUGUCGGUGACGACAACGAGACGCGCACCGCACCUGGUGAGCAGGACGAGGACAUGUUCAGCAUGGAUACCAACUACCGCGAGGCCGACUCGGUUACCAGUAUGGGCGCCGAGCCUGAACGCAUGGACGAGGACCAGACAGCUGGGUCCACCGGAGGCUACGACGACCGCAUGAGCGACGACGGAUCCGCCAGUCUUGUUGGUUUCGGCGAGGGCGCCAACAGCACCGUUUCUGGUCCCAUUUACCAGCGCCGCCCCAUCCCUGGAGUUGCUGGCCAGGCCGGUAUCUGGGGCCUAGAGCGAAGUGCCUCUGGUCUCAGUGACGGUAUGCCGACGCAGCGGGCCCGCGACGUCACAAUCGGCGGUGAUACUCCCACCAGCGCGGCCGCAAUGCAGGAAAGACGGGAUGCGCGGAUGAUGGAUGGUACGACCAAUGAUGGUGCUGGUGUACCUAACGACGAAAUCUCGUGAUACCGCAGAGCGUCUUCUUAGGGAGCGACUUGAUGGGGGCGAGGCGCGCGUAGGUAACACCGCACUUGGUAGCCCUCAGGGUGGCGGCGACAAGCUCGGCAAGUUCUACUUUGAGGAGCGGAAAUGAGGCACCCCGACUCCUUUUCUUAUUUGAUUAAGUAGGCGAAGACAGAGAAAACUGGCGGGCUAAAGACUCCGCCCGCAUGAUUUGGACGGGUUUGUUGCUGGGAUUGGAAUUGAUUUGGCUGGAUUAUGAAUGGCCUAGGUUCGACUAAGACAAUGCGAGCUUCUGAUUAUGACUUGUGGUAUCU